Messenger RNA from Sesamum indicum (sesame), 1537 nucleotides. Its product is annotated as chitinase CLP. Gene Ontology annotation, biological process: proteolysis. Gene Ontology annotation, molecular function: aspartic-type endopeptidase activity. The record is from RefSeq and is a predicted model, not a curated record. Lineage: Eukaryota; Viridiplantae; Streptophyta; Magnoliopsida; Lamiales; Pedaliaceae.
UAAAUAUGCGGGGCCGUUUUAUCAUUUUUAAUAGGUUUUCUCUCCAAAUCUGAAUUUCCCAUAAUUAAUCCUAAAAAAAGUCAAAUUAUGUUUUGUCAAAGAUUGCUGCUCUGACUUUAGAAAAUAAUUGAGCCAAAUAAGUAGUCAAAUUGCCAGUUGUCACUUGUCAGAGAUCAACAGGUCAUACUUCAAAGCUAUCCAUCUCAAGAUAAUCAAAGACUACUGCAGCCCAUGGAAUGGAAAGAUAGCUUCCUAACUUCCUAAUACUAUCAACUCAGACAUCAAUCAAGAUCUUCAAAUGCUUAACGGAAUGAAGAAGCCCAUGAUCACUAUCAGUCUGCUGAAUCUUUUCAUUCUUUUCCUGAUCUUCACCCACAAUAAAGCCUCAGCUCAACCUUACACUACAUUGGUUGCACCUGUCAAGAAGGAUGCCACCACUUCUCUCUAUACAAUAAUCCUGAACUCCAACGAACGCUAUGUGGUUGACCUCAGUGCUCCUUUCUCGUGGCAACGCUGCCCCUUGCACCACUACCCCCGGGUGGCUUGCGUGUCUACUGAAUGCUUCCAAGCCCAGUAUCUCUUGUCACCCUCUUGCCCCCUACCAUAUACUAUGUCAACAACAAGGCCAUGUACUUGUAUGGUUACUCCUAUAAAUCCCAGAACCAAAUCCUGUGCCUUAGCUCAAUUGACCUCAACCAAUCUCACGAUAUCGUGGACUGAUGGUGCCAAUCCCACGGCCAAGAUUACCUUCAGUGAUCGAUAUUUAUCAUGUGCUCCGGCAUCCCUUCUUUAUUCCCUUCCAAGAGGAAUAGUAGGCCUGGCAAGCCUUUCUUGGGCUCCUUUAGCUCUACCAGCUCAGUUCUCUCCUCCAUUUCUUGGAGUCAGUAGAAAAUUUGCAAUUUGUUUGCCAAGCACAAGUUCAGGCAAUGGGGUGGUUUUCUUUGGUGAUGGACCGUAUAAUCUUCUUCCUCUAACAAAGUUUGAUGUAUCAAGUCUUUUAUCUUACACUACGCUCCUCAAAAAUCCCAAGUCUGCAGAUUACUUCAUUGGCAUCAAGGCCUUAUCCAUAAGUGGGAAUUCCAUCGCACAGUCUCCAUACGAGGGAAUCAAGAUUAGUACUGUUGUACCUUAUACUACGUUUAGGACCGAUAUCUAUGAACUCUUUCUCAAGUUUUUCAAAAAGGCAAUGAAGGGCAUUCCUAGGACUAAGAAGAUUGACUUGGAGUUUGCCAACGGCAAGAAUUGGACUAUAUAUGGAGCAAAUUCCAUGAAGCAAGUUGGUGGAGAUUCAGCAUGCCUUGCAUUUUUAGAUGGUGGAAAAACUCCAGAACACUCAAUUGUGAUCGGAUCGUUCCAGUUGGAGGAUAACUUGUUGCUGUUUGAUCUUGAUGAAUCAAGGCUGGGUUUCAGUUCUUCGUUGUACUUUGAGAGGAUAACAUGUGGUAGCUUCAAUUUUACAACUAGGGUUUGAGCUUAUGUUGUACAAAGCAAAUGAUGCAACCAUUGAUCAGCAAUUGAAGUAAAUGCUUAUGUACUA